Messenger RNA from Fusarium mangiferae, 2727 nucleotides. RefSeq lists its product as uncharacterized. The record is from RefSeq and is a predicted model, not a curated record. Gene Ontology annotation, cellular component: nucleus. NCBI's taxonomy places the organism in Eukaryota, Fungi, Ascomycota, Sordariomycetes, Hypocreales, Nectriaceae. The transcript is spliced from 6 exons. Gene Ontology annotation, molecular function: DNA-binding transcription factor activity, RNA polymerase II-specific; DNA binding; zinc ion binding. The coding region runs from base 1 to 2727 and encodes 908 amino acids. Gene Ontology annotation, biological process: DNA-templated transcription; regulation of DNA-templated transcription.
AUGAACGUUCCUCACAUACCCGGAGUCCACCCUGUGGCUAUUCCCCGACCUCAAGUUGGCAUUGAGCGCCUUCCGACUCGUCGCAUGAGUAAUGAACCACGCGAAUCAAUGAACUGCAAGUCGUGCCGAAAGCGAAAGAUUAAAUGCAACCGACUACGACCUUCCUGCGAGGCUUGCCAGGUGUUCCAAUGCCCUUGCAUUUAUGCAUCGCCGUACCGGCCCUGCCCAGCAGCGAAGGCUAAUUCAGCUGCAGACGCGGUCCCCAAAAAGCGUGGACCAAAGACAGACGUAUUGGAAGCACUUUUGAAAAGAGUUGACGGGCUCGAGGCAAAGUUAAGAGAAAAGGGCGAAGACGAUGUGUCGCUUGCAAGCUCAAAUUUGCCAGGAGGUGGAAAGGGAGAAGCUUCCGAGAAUGGCUCUCAAGUCACUGAAGUUGGCGAGUCGAUAACCAAACGUGCAACAGUUGACGCGCGUGCAUCUCCUGGCGAUACGGCAUCACUUUCUCCGCAUACUCCAAUAGCUCGUGAUUUGUCCCCCCCACCAGCCCAAGCCGAGGUCUUACUCGAUACAUAUUUCGCCAGGUUUCAUGGGAAGCCAUACUAUAUCGUCGAUGAAUCCUCUAUUCGACAAAGACUUCAACUCAACCAGCUCCCUCGAUUCCUCUCCUUUGCCAUUUCAGCCGUAGCAGCGAGACAUACCACCGACCCUAGUGGGUAUCAAGCGGCUGCCAAACUUAGUGAAGACCUCGCAGCACGGGCUAGACGAGAGAUCAACAUCGACGAGCCAUCCAUAGAUGGAUUGCAGGCGCUUCUGUUGUUGGUCAGUGCCUUCACUGCGACAGGAAAAGGAAAGAAGGCAUAUAUGCUUAUGACAAGUGCCACUGGGAUGGCAAUGGCGCUAGAGAUUCAUAAGGAAACUGACGGGCAGGAUCGAAUGACUCCAGUUGAACGCGAGAUGCGACGCCGACUCUUUUGGACUUGUUACUUGCUUGACCGGUUUCAAGCAACCGGCUCGAAGCGACCCAGCCUAAUAAGUGACAAUACUAUUAUGCUGCGGCUUCCUUCUUGGUCGCCUAACUCAUCCUCGCUACCCGUCGAAGGCGAGUUCUUCCAAACAGGCUCGAACCUCCAGUACUUCCAGGGCAGCGACAAGAAACCCCAAGGAAGCAUGGGCAUGCUCAUCGACAUCACACGUGUUCUUGGAAACACAAAUCGAUAUCUUGCCGCUGGCGGCGUCAAGGGUGACUCUCACUUUCCAUGGCACACACUCUCCACAAUAUCCAAGAUCCGUCAAGACCUAGAUGUUUGGGCUUCGGGAACUGAGGACGUCUUUUCCAACCUCGGCACUCUUUUUGGACAGGCCGACUCGACUAUCCUCCUGCUCAGCAAAGUUAUAUACCACCUGAUCCACUGUCUCAUUUACCGACCGUUUCUCCCUAUCGACCUUGCAGAACUUGCAGAGACAGGACAGCAUCAAUCCUGGCAGAUUGAAGCCACUAACAUGUGCUUCCUUCACGCUAACGCGAUCAUGGAGCUAAUUCAACUUGGAAAGCAAUCGGGAAUUGUCGACUGGCCAGCAUUUAUUGGAUAUUGCGUCUGCACAGCAGGAACAGUUCACGUUCACGGAGCCCACUACAGUCAGCAAGGGAACCAAGGCGAGUUCAAUGUCUUCAGCUCGGCAGCAGAGUUUCUAUCAAGAGAGAUGCAGUUCUUGAGUGAGCUGCGGUAUGCCUGGGCUACAAUACAACAUCAACGCGAGACACUUCAAGACAUUAGCCACGCACAUGGCGAGUUGGUGAAGGCUCUAUCUCGCAGCUUAAUGCGCUAUACACCUGGAUUCCACAGCGAGGAUUUCUUCGAUCGGUAUUCCAACAUUGGAGGACCCGGUGGGCCGUCUUUCAGUUUCGAUGCAGCCAAUCUUCGCCUUGCAGAUGUUGUAGUUGACAUGGGUACUGGACCAGCUGCUGAAGACACCCUCCGAAACAACGACGGACUACGGCGACCCAGCCUCAAGCGCAAGAACACAGCUCCACCAGGACCUAUCAACCGGAGACGACCUGACGUGAAGGUUAUUUCGAGCCUCGCGCCCUCUGCGUCGGGACUACCUACUCCAGGCACUGCUCGACGAUCGUUCUCGUAUACGUCGGGAGGGAUGCCGCAUUCAUCACCUGGCCUCCUUGCAACGCCAACCUCAAUCCCGACCCAUCAUGAAAACCAGGAGAUGUACACUAUGCAUGACCACAUGGGUGGUGACGCAUCCGCAAACAAUGCUGCAGUCGCGGCGGCAGCGGCAGCAGGUUUCACCAUGUCACCCACGUCGCAUGCCGUUUCAUCUCAUAACAUGCACCCAAUGGGUGGCGCACCUUUCAGCCCACCUUACAGCUAUGGCUCGGGGUCAAGCAUUACGAAUGCUGGGCCAGGAAUGAUCAAUGAAGCGAACGGAGGCUAUGAUGCUAUGUUCGGAACAGUGCCCACCAACGCCUUUGGCAGCCCAGCGGCAUGGCACGGCGACGACAGCCAUACCAAGAUGCACCUCAAUCAGAUUCGCCCGACAGCGACAAGCCCUGGAGCACGAAGCAACAAUGGCAGUGCAGGAACAGGCCCAGGAGAGGAGAAGGAUCCGUUCCUGGCUCUUCUCGAGCAACUGGCCGAGAAUGAAAAUCGAUCGCAGAACGGGCAUGGAGGCGAUCUUGAUUUUUUCCUCGGCAACUCAACCGUCAACCCUUGA